GUCAGCAGGAUGGUAGCUCUCCAGGAGCAGGGUUGGAGAUCCCUGCUCUACUCUCAAUAAAAACUGGUCAACAGUCUGCACGCCCAGCGUCAUUCCUUUUAAAGUUGAUGGCACGUUUAAUCAUUAUGAGGCAUCCAUCAGGUGUGCAAAUGCCCUGGAAUGCUGCAUGUUGAAAACUGCAGGCUGACAUGUUUAGUGGUCCUACCUCUAUGUCAACAUACAUCACACGCUGUAAGCACCAGGGUUGGAUGAGGGUCACCGACAGGAAAGGUUCAUCAACAGACUGGAUAUCUUGUGGACAGUCACUUUCAGAACCAAUCGGAUGGCAGGUCAAGUUUUGCUUGGUUGCAGAAUGUCAGCUAGUUCUCCUGGACAAGAGAGAGAGAUCAGACCAUUGCUGUUCCAAGAGUGUCGUGCUGAAUCAUGCACUGUAUGGCUCCUGCGACAUAGCACCAGCAUUCCUGAGGGAGUUCAGCUCCAUAAAGACCAGACCACCCAAACCAGAAAUGCCAGACGGGGUGACCUGCUUCAGAAACUGGCCUAUUUCUAAGAUGUCCCCUGGGGGCAACCAAGAGUCUCUCACUGGCAGGGUGGGCCGGCGGCGCAGUAUGCCUGGCAGUACGGUGGACAAAACGGUGGCCGCUAUGGAUGCAGAAACGUCAACACCUUUUAAAGUCACGGGCUUCCUGAGUCGUAGACUGAAGGGCUCCAUUAAACGCACCAAAAGCCAGCCGAAGCUCGACCGCCACAGCAGCUUCAGGAACAUCUUACCGGGCUUCAAGAGCGUGGAGAAUGACAGUCGAUCCCAUCUGAUGCCGAGGCUGAAAGAAUCGCGGUCUCACGAGUCGUUGCUCAGCCCCAGCAGUGCAGUAGAAGCUCUAGAUCUCAGUAUGGAGGAGGAAGUGCUCAUCAAACCUGUGCACAGCAGCAUCCUGGGACAGGAUUUCUGCUUUGAGGUAACUACUUCAACAGGAAGCAAAUGCUUCUCAUGUCGGUCGGCUGCCGAGAGAGACAAAUGGAUGGAGAAUUUGAGACGUGCUGUGCAUCCCAACAAGGAUAACAUCCGUCGGGUGGAAAACAUGCUGAAAUGUUGGAUUAUCGAAGCUAAGGACUUGCCUGCAAAGAAAAAAUACUUCUGUGAACUUUGUCUGGAUGACAUGUUAUAUGCACGGACUACCUGCAAACUCAAAACAGACAAUGUUUUCUGGGGCGAACACUUUGAGUUCAACAACCUGCCCUCUGUUAAAAGUAUCACCGUGCAUCUUUACAAGGAAUCGGACAAAAAGAAAAAGAAGGACAAAAAUAAUUACGUGGGCCUGGUUAAUAUCCCUAUAGCAGCUGUCACCGGGCGGCAGUUUGUGGAAAAGUGGUACUCCGUGAGCACGCCGAAUCCAAAUAAAGGAAAAAGUCCGGGACCCAUGGUCCGCAUGAAAUCCCGAUAUCAGAGCAUGAGCAUUCUCCCCAUGGAGCUGUACAAGGAGUUUGCAGAGUAUAUUACUAACAAUUAUAUGUUAAUGUGCUCAGUGCUGGAGCCAGCGCUAAGUGUGAAGAACAAGGAAGAGAUGGCUUGUGCACUUGUCCAUAUCUUACAAAGCACAGGCAAGGCCAAGGAUUUUCUGACAGAUCUGAUGAUGUCUGAGGUGGAUCGGUGUGGAGACAAUGAGCAUCUCAUAUUCCGUGAAAACACACUGGCUACUAAAGCUAUAGAGGAGUACCUGAAGCUAGUGGGACAGAAGUACCUUCAAGACGCUUUAGGUGAGUUCAUCAAAGCCCUGUAUGAAUCAGAUGAGAACUGUGAGGUGGAUCCGUCUAAGUGCUCCUCCAGUGACCUGCAUGAGCACCAGAGCAACCUGAAGAUGUGCUGUGAGCUGGCUUUCUGCAAGAUCAUCAAUUCUUACUGCGUGUUUCCUCGGGAGCUCAAAGAAGUGUUUGCAUCCUGGAGGCAGGAGUGCAGUAACCGAGGACGGCCGGACAUCAGCGAACGCCUGAUCAGCGCAUCUCUUUUCCUGCGCUUCCUGUGUCCUGCCGUCAUGUCGCCCUCGCUCUUCAGCCUCAUGCAGGAAUAUCCUGACGACCGCACCGCCCGAACACUUACACUCAUUGCCAAAGUGACACAAAACCUCGCCAACUUCACCAAGUUUGGCAGUAAGGAGGAGUACAUGUCUUUCAUGAAUCAGUUCUUGGAACACGAAUGGACCAACAUGCAGCGCUUCCUGCUGGAGAUCUCCAACCCGGAGACCAUCUCAAACACAGCAGGCUUUGAGGGUUAUGUUGACCUGGGCCGCGAACUCUCCACUCUCCAUUCUCUCCUGUCCGAAGCCGUCUCACUGCUCGAUCAGAGUACUAUCACUAAGCUGGGUCCUUUAGCACGGAUCUUGCGGGACGUGAAUUCAGCACUGACCAACCCCACCGGAGCCCCUGUGCCGUCUCCCACCGAGCGUGUGGGUUCUCCCACUCUACCCAGCAGCAGCCUGUCUACCGGUCUGCAGAAAAUGGUCAUGGACAGUGAGAUCACAGGGUUGGUGGAUUUCACACGGCUGCCCUCACCGACCCCCGAAAACAAGGAUCUGUUUUUCGUAACUAAGAAUUCUGUGAUCCAGCCGUCACCUGCCCGCAGCUCCAGUUACUCAGAGACCAACGAGCCAGAUGUUCAGAUCCCCAACGGCAGCAAGAGCUUGUCAAUGGUGGACCUGCAGGACAGUCGUUCUCUUGAGAGCGCUCCCAACACCUCCUUCAGCGACCCCAUCAAUGACAGCCAGACCUCUGUUGGCCAGGGCACAGGAAUGUGGACCACCCGCACCGCUAAGGGCAACACACCCAGUGGUCUGACCCUGAGGAGGGCAGGCCAGACUCCCACCACACCAAGUACAGAAACCGCACCGGGGAGGUCCCAGCUGCUUGCCCCGCUCUCGUUCCAGAACCCUGUGUACCAGAUGGCUGCCGGAUUGCCCCGCCCGGUGGCCGAUUCGGGAUCUGAAUGCCAGAGCUCCAUCAGCUCCCAGAGUAAUGCAGAGGAAGCAGCUACUGCGGGGUCAAAGCACCCAUUCCUGAGCCAGUCCAGCACGGGGGCCAGUGGCGGAGGGGGCAGCAGCGGGGACGAGUUUAUUCGGUGCUCUGGAGAGUUCACCCGGAGACAGCUGUCCCUCACAGAGACCCAAAAUCAAGCCAACGUACCACGCCAGAACAGCACAGGGCCACAGCGCAGGAUAGACCAGCCGCCUCCAACCGUCACAAGAGGCCGCACUCCGCCCAACAUGCUCAACACCACACCGUACCCCCGCCCCUCCAGUGGAAGUAUGAUGUCAUCAUCUCCUGACUGGCAAAGCAGUGGCACCAGACUGAGGCAGCAGUCGUCGUCCUCCAAAGGGGACAGUCCAGAAUCUAAACAGCGCACACUACACAAACAAGCUCCAUCUCCUGUGAAUCCCAAUGCGUUGAACCGCACUGCUGCAUGGCUGCUGAAUAUGAAUGUGCAAUAUUUGGAGCAGGAGGGAAUUGACCCAGAUUUGAAACACCGGGAGGACUUUCAAAACAAGGAGGAUCUCACACCAACUGAAAAGUAUCAGCAGGAGAUUGCUGUCCUGCAGGAAAAGCUGUGUAUUUCUGCUAAGAAGCUGGAAGAGUAUGAGUCUCACAUAAAGAGCCAGGAUGACCAAACCCAGAAGAUGCUCUUGGAGUACCAGGCUCGGCUUGAGGACACGGAGGAGAGAUUACGCAAGCAGCAGGAUGAGAAAGAGCACCAGAUGAAAAGCAUUAUCACCAGGUUGAUGUCUGUUGAAGAGGAGCUGAAGAAAGAUCACACAGACAUGCAGGCCAUUGUAGACUCCAAACAGAAAAUCAUCGAAGCACAGGAGAAGAGAAUCGCAUCCCUGGACGCAGCAAAUGCCCGGCUAAUGAGUGCUUUGUCUCAGCUGAAGGAUCGUUACAGCAUGCAAACGAGGAACGGCAUCUCUCCCACAAACCCUACCAAGCUGCAGAUCACAGAAAACGGUGAAUUCCGGAACAGCAGCAACUGUUAGCAUGGACACAAACACACACAGGCCUAUGGGCUUAGUGACGGACAAGGGCUAUGGGUAACUCUCUUAAAGUCUGGGUCGAAAAUAACUCUUUUUGGGAACUAAUUGGAGUUGCACAAUGUUGUUUUUUUCGCUCGGUAUAUAAAGGCUAAUGUGUCUUUUUGAAUCCUUUUAGAUAAGCCACGAAAAGAUGUCCCAUGAUGCUUCAUUCAUAGCCGUUGUCACGAGAGCCACUCGGUCUCCGAUAUAAGCCGUGACCAAAUUCUGUGUCACCUCUAUAUUUAACUGUGCAUAUACACCUUUUGAUUGGACUUAGCAUGAUGAUAACAAAUCAUACGUAUGUAAUUAUUUGUUGAAAAACUAUUUUCUGCCUUCUUUUUAUUGUACUUUUAAUGUAAACAUCCUUUUCUUACCAUUUUUCUUGCUUGCGUCACUCCCUGGCAGCAGUAGCACAAACCGCUCGCCUUUUUUUUUUUUUUUUUGUAUGUGCAUAAAAUUUUAGUCUAUAUAGAGGUAAUGCACCUCAUUAAUGUAUAUAGUUUUUUAUUGGCUUUUCAGAGAAAAGAGAUUUUCUUUUUUUUUCGUAUGGUGUGUAUUUCCUGUGCUGAGGUCUGCUGUAUUUUAUUUAGAAGAAAAAGAAUAAGAAAAAUGAAAAACAAUGUAAGCUGCAAUUAUACAUUCAGGUUCUGCUUCUAGACAGGGCAAAGAUGACAACACACUUUAACCCCUCAAACAUUCACUAUCAACGCCGUGGAUAGAAAUGUCCUCAUACUGCUUGCUGUUCAUAUGGCCAGUAUUAGACUCAGUAUCCAACGUCAUGGCUACAGUACAAUCAGUGUGUGUCCCCUACGAUGUCUUUCUUCCACUCUAUGCACUUUCUAUAGCAUUAGAAUGGACCCUUUAACCAAAACUUGCUUCUGUGGACUUGUUAUAAAGGCUAUUCAGAGCAGCAAGAACGAAGCAUAUAGCAUUCAGCACUUCUACUGGGUGAUAAAGGUUUGAGUUGAUGUGUGAAGUGUAUGUGGCUGUUAUACACUUGAAGGUUGUGAUGUUUCCUGCUCUUCAAAUGCGGUUUGCAUCAAACAAGCUGGAAGUCAGUGCAGCGCAGCAAUAGUUGCAUCAACCCUGCAGACAGACCCUUUGCUCUGCCCUGUUUUAGCUUCACUGAACGUUAGUCAAAUCAGGCUAGAGUUUGAAGACUGUCAGUGUUUCUUUAUGUAUAAAUUUUCACAUCAAUUUAUUUGGGACAAUAAUUUUGGAAAAACUGCAAGGGCAAACCACUUGGUGUAUAAAUGUCAUAUCAAACAUCUCUAUUUUUCAGUAUUCUCUGUUUUCAGUACAAUUUUUAUUUAUUUAUACAGGCUUGAGAGAAAGUAUGCACUGUUUGACUGUUGUUUGAAAUUUUUUAUGCAACUAUAUUUGUUGCUAUAACCCCAAAAUUAAGAGUACUUGUUGAAGAUUGAAUGUCCAAUGUUGUUAAAGUUAGUAUGAAAUAGAAGUUGAGCUCAUCUUUCUCUAUUGUGACGUAUAUCCAGGUGAAACAGCUUCUUGAAUGAGAAAAAAUGUAGGGCAGGACUUGAUUUUGUUGAUGGGGGAAUUGAGUGGAUUGUUGGAACGUUGUUGUUUACUAAUUGCUGCAAUCUCAUUUGAGAAGAGAAUAGAUUUCGUUGCAAGGGGAGAGCACAUGAAAACACAUGAAUUCAAAAAUAUAUAUAUAUAUAUAUAUAUAUAUAUAUAUAUAUAUAUAUAUAUAUAUAUAUAUAAACUGUAAUAUACUGUAAUACUGUAAUAAUAUUCCAUAAAAAAGAAUUGACAAUUUUGGUUUCAUGGUGACUUUACAUUUCUUUAAAGUUGAAGAUUUUUUUGGAUGUUAAAAUAUCAUUGAUGUGAGGUUGAAGUUGGGGCUGUUUGUUUAUUCAAACAAACAACCUGCUGUUGCAGUUAGUUAUAUAGUGAUGCAGAAAUUGCAUACUUUUAAGAUUUAAGAUGAGGUCUCAUUUCCCAUUGUUUGGUAAAUUUUAGUGGGUAAAAUCCAUUCAUUACAAAAGGAAUCAGUAAUGUCAUGUGUGGCUGAUAGAUUUCCCAUUGUGGGGUUCGCAACAGGUUCAUGUUGGUCACAUGAAUUCACCAACACUGACAACAGAAAGCUGCUUGGUUUGAAAGUGACUUCUGUGUGUUGUGCUUCAUAUAUCACUACACUAUUCAAAAAUUUCGACAAUGUGAUCACAUCAUUAUAAUAGCCUGUUUAAAUACAGAGCAAUUGAAAACAAGCAAACAAAACAUGUCUGGACUUCAUGUAACAAACUUUUGAAGGCAAUAGUAUGGCACAUUAAAACACUUAUUUUUUUUUUUUUUAACUCCCUUAAUACAUUAUGUGAAAGUCAAAGGGCUGCUGUUUAGUGCCACUUAAAGGAAGACAACUUUUUCCUCUUUGGCAUGAUUAUAUAUAAAAAACCAUGUAAAAAAUCUCCACAGUGUUUUCUGCUUUACCCCUACAUCUUUUGUAUGUAUGUUUCAGUGCUACGCUGACAGUUUUGCCACAUGUACAUACCUGAACAGAAGACAUACCAAUAUAUGAGAAGUCAUUUGUGUUGAAGAAAAUGUUCAGUGCAAUUCAUGUACAAUUGCCUCUAGAGUUAUUAAAGUUUUAUUUAGCUAUUUCAAGGUUCUUACUUUAUUUGUUAGUUUACUGUACAGUCCAAGAAAAAUACUGUUGUUGAGAAAAAGAUUUAUUGUUUCACCUGUGUAAAGUCAAGUAAAUUGCUAUGGACAGAAUGUAUAUAUCCAUGUAGAAUGCCAUUGUCAAGAUUGGUGCACUUCAGUGAGUGCCAUUCAAAAUAAAAACUAAAUAUUUGUC
This is a messenger RNA of Cyprinus carpio (common carp), 6873 nucleotides long. RefSeq names its product disabled homolog 2-interacting protein-like. The coding region runs from base 189 to 4019 and encodes 1276 amino acids. The transcript has 19 exons. Lineage: Eukaryota; Metazoa; Chordata; Actinopteri; Cypriniformes; Cyprinidae. The record is from RefSeq and is a predicted model, not a curated record. Gene Ontology annotation, biological process: regulation of GTPase activity.